Molecule: messenger RNA, 4853 nt
Organism: Onychostoma macrolepis
Lineage: Eukaryota; Metazoa; Chordata; Actinopteri; Cypriniformes; Cyprinidae
Gene: rps6ka3b
Product: ribosomal protein S6 kinase, polypeptide 3b
Exons: 21
Coding region: 1285-3612 (775 amino acids)
Biological process (GO): intracellular signal transduction; protein phosphorylation
Molecular function (GO): ATP binding; ribosomal protein S6 kinase activity; magnesium ion binding
Source: RefSeq, a predicted model, not a curated record
AAUGUGAUACUUAAUUAUUAAAACAUUUAUUUUAAAAUUUCAGGCUACUUCAUGUAAAUAUAUGUGACCUUGGACCACAAAAUCCAACAAGAUACAACUAUUUGAAAAUCUGGAAUCUGAGGGUGCAAAAAAAUCUAAAUAUUGAGAAAAUUUCCUUUAAAGUUGUCCAAAUGAAGUCCUUGCAUAUUACUAAUCAGAAAUUAAGUUUUGAUAUAUUAAUGGUAGGAAAUUUACAAAAUAUCUUCAUGAAACAUGAUCUUUACUUAAUAUCCUAAUGAUUUUUGGCAUAAAAGAAAAAUCGAUAAUUUUGACCCAUACAAUGUAUUGUUGGUUAUUGCUACAAAUAUACCCGUGCUACUUAUUACUGUAGGUUUUGUGGUCCAGGGUCACAUAUUAGGUGAAAGAUGUUCAGAUAACAAAAAAGUUUGGGAAUGUCUGCAUUGCAUGCAAAUAAGAAAUAAUACAAAUUUGUGCAUUUUUAAAUUGUGCAUUCUUUGUGUGAAUGUCCACAAAACUGGAAGACUUCAUGAAUGUAUAUAAGCGGUAUAGGCUAUUUUAGAAAGGAGCCUUUAAUAGAUAAAAAAGAGGAAUUAGGAAGAAUCAAUCAAUUAUGAAUAAUUUAUUUACAUUGUGUGAAUAAUAUUUAAUCAACUGUAGUCUGAUUGCAAGUAUUUUAAAAUGUAAUUUAAUCGAAUUACAAGUACUUAAAUUUUGAAAUCUGAUUAUGUAAUCCAGAUUACAUGUAAUCAGUUACUACCCAGCUCUGUCCACUAUGUAAGACUAUGUCUAAAGAACUAGUUACUUUUCAGAUUCAAAUUAGGUCAGUCUACUGUACCUUUUUACGUAACUGACUUAAAAAAAGUUAGACCAGUCUUAAGGAAAAAAUUAGGUGACUAACUAUUAAGACUAUAGCUAAAGCAGUUUAUGCAGCUGAAUUUUGUAUUUCAGUUUAACUUUGUCUAAGCAACUUCUCUUUCUUAAUGCAUCAUGGUGGGGGUUUUGUUAUUGUUUGGGUCUCACUGAGCAAUGGAGGACCGUCUGUGCCCAUAAACUUUCAUCAGUUGCAUGAGAGACACUCUGCUGGUACGCCAACGUAUGAUGACAUCAUCUCACCGUGUGGAGAUGAAAGGCUGAUGGAUUAGAGGGGGAGACAAAGAGAGAGAAAUGGAUGGAGAGAGUGGGAGGAAGAGAGUGAGGAAAGAAGAGCUUGAACGUUGAGUCUUUAGUCACCCUUCUCCACGCCCACCGCUACUGUGAUGGAGCAGGAGGAUUGGGGGCGGUGUCAUGGCAACCGUGUGGGAAGCUGUCCGUCACAUGAGCUUUCUACCGAGUUUGGUCCUGAUCUCUCUGUGCAUCAGAAGCCCAGCAGCAGGCGCACACUGCAGGGGGAUUGCUGGGGCUCAACCCCUCCUCCCUCAGGCAUGGAGCAGGGUGACGAGCCCCAGGUCGGGCCCGAGAACACGUGGGACACAACGGGGCACUGCUGUGAUGUGCGUGGCGUGGGAAGAAGUGUCUGUUAAAGAGAUCAGCAUCACACAUCAUGUUAAAGAGGGCUCAGAGAAGGCCGACCCACAGCAGUUUGAGCUCCGGAAGGUGCUUGGACAGGGCUCCUUCGGAAAGGUGUUUUUGGUGAAGAAGACAACAGGCCCGGAUGCAGGACAGCUGUACGCAAUGAAAGUGCUGAAAAAAGCCACCCUAAAAGUACGGGAUCGGGUCAGGACUAAGAUGGAGCGGGACAUCCUGGUGGAGGUUAAUCAUCCCUUUAUUGUUAAGCUACACUAUGCAUUCCAGACUGAAGGAAAGCUUUAUCUCAUUCUGGACUUUUUAAGAGGAGGGGAUCUCUUUACUCGACUGUCAAAAGAGGUGAUGUUCACAGAAGAGGAUGUGAAGUUUUAUCUGGCUGAACUGGCUUUAGCUCUGGACCACCUGCACGGACUAGGCAUCAUCUACAGAGAUCUGAAACCAGAGAACAUUCUCCUGGAUGAGGAAGGCCACAUAAAGCUGACAGAUUUUGGACUAAGUAAGGAGUCGAUCGAUCAUGAAAAUAAAGCAUACUCUUUCUGCGGGACAGUAGAGUACAUGGCUCCGGAGGUGGUGAACAGAAGAGGACACACUUAUAGCGCUGACUGGUGGUCUUACGGUGUACUCAUGUUUGAAAUGCUGACUGGAACGCUGCCUUUCCAAGGCAAGGACCGCAAGGAAACCAUGACUAUGAUUCUAAAGGCGAAGCUUGGAAUGCCUCAGUUUCUGAGUUCAGAAGCUCAGAGUCUCCUCAGGAGCCUUUUCAAACGAAACCCUUCCAAUAGAUUAGGUGCUGGUCCAGAUGGAGUUGAAGAAAUAAAGAGACACCCAUUUUAUGCUACCAUUGACUGGAAUAAAUUAUUUAGAAGAGAGAUUCACCCACCCUUCAAACCAGCUUCUGGCAGACCAGACGACACAUUCUACUUUGACCCAGAAUUUACAGCAAAAACUCCCAAAGACUCUCCAGGUGUACCCCCUAGUGCCAAUGCUAAUCAACUCUUCAGAGGUUUCAGUUUUGUGGCCAUCACCUCAGAAGAAGAGUCUCAACCCUUGCAGAGCAACAGUGUGAGCUCUAUAGUUCAGGUAUACACACAGCAGCUCAACAGAAACGUGUCUCAGUUCAAUGACGCAUAUGAGGUGAAGGAGGAUAUCGGAGUUGGCUCAUAUUCCAUCUGCAGACGCUGCAUACAGAAAAGCACAGGCAUGGAGUAUGCAGUGAAGAUAAUCAAUAAAGCUAAACGGGAUCCAACGGAUGAGGUGGAAAUUCUGUUACGCUAUGGACAGCAUCCAAAUAUAAUCACCUUGAAAGACGUGUACGACGAUGGCCGCUCAGUGUAUUUGGUGACAGAACUGCUGAAGGGAGGGGAACUGCUGGAUAAGAUCCUCAGACAGAAGUUCUUCUCGGAGCGGGAGGCCAGCGCUGUGCUGUACACCAUCACAAAGACUGUGGAGUACCUGCACACUCAAGGGGUGGUUCACAGGGAUCUGAAGCCCAGUAAUAUCCUUUAUGUUGAUGAAUCUGGGAAUCCCGAGUCCAUCCGGAUCUGUGACUUCGGCUUUGCCAAGCAACUGAGAGCGGAAAAUGGACUGCUGAUGACGCCCUGUUACACUGCCAACUUUGUGGCCCCAGAGGUGCUGAAGAAACAGGGUUAUGAUGCUGCCUGUGAUAUCUGGAGCUUAGGCGUCCUUUUGUACACAAUGAUAACUGGAUUUACUCCAUUUGCUAAUGGCCCAGAGGACACACCGGAGGAGAUUCUAGCUCGAAUCGGCAGUGGGAAGUUUUCUCUCACAGGCGGAUACUGGAGCUCUGUUUCACUUGAGGCAAAGGACUUGGUGUCUAAGAUGUUGCAUGUAGACCCCCAUCGGAGACUAACAGCUGCACAGGUGUUGAAACAUCCCUGGAUCCUUCACAGAGACCAGCUCCCUAAAUACCAGCUAAACAGACAGGACGCCCCCCAUCUGGUUAAGGGGGCGAUGGCUGCUACGUACUCUGCCUUGAAUAGGAACGUUCCUCCCAUGCUGGAGCCAGUGGGCUGUUCUAUUCUGGCUCAACGUAGAGGAGUGAAAAAACUGACCUCCACUGCUUUAUGAGCAAAUACCUUCCACCUCCAACCCCCUGACCUCUAGCUUGGUUUGAGCACAGCCUGAACUCGGCUUGCUUGCUGCCCACCAUGCAUCAAGGCCUUAGAGCCAAGUGUAGAUUCUGAGGACCCCUGGUGGACAAUCAAAAUCUUCCUUCACUGGUUACUACGAGGGCCAAUAAAAACGGUUCGGCCUGUACAAUCACACCUCUGCCUCUAAACGCAAACCAAUGAAGAAUCUGUGGACUAUUCCGGAGGAGCAAAUUACCUGAGUGUAUGAAUAUAAACAUACUGUAUCUCAGUCAUUAUAAAAAGUAUAAAAAUGUAUUCAGGGAGGAUGUGGAUUUUAGAGGGUGACAACAAAUUCCUGCACCAAAGUGUGCGCACAGUUGCGAAAAGCUCCAGUUGUAUGGGGAUGUUGUAUACGGGAUACGUUCCUGUCAGGCUGACACUGAAUAUUCAAAUUAUAUCCUGUUCUGGCUUAUUAUUUUACAUCAUUAACGCCACAUUGCAUAUUUAAGUCCCACCAAACCUGGCGUAUCCCAGCAAACCUUGUUCUCCAGUCAUUUUAGGACAGUGAACUAGGACAGACUCCCUCAGCAGAUCCACACAAGAUAAUAAGACGAGUCCAAAUGUUUAUAUGACCGCUGCUGGCGUUAACUUAGCGUUCUUUUUACAAAAUGACAAUGUGAACGAGGUCCAAAGCACAAAAAUGCAGUGGAGGCCUACAUGUAAACGGCACAGAAUGUCAAAUAGAGAACUCAGGUGAAACGCAAUACAUUAUACAAAAAAAAAAAAAAAAAGCUGGGACGGAAAUGUAUACAGCUGUAUCGCCUCACCUAAAACCUGCUGACCUGUUUAUUUGUUUGGAUGUAGGGAAGUACAGAAAAGCUCAGAGAUAUAUAUGUAGUGACUUUUUUUAAGUGACUACUUACAGCCUUGACAUAUUUUUAUAAAUGUGCAUGGGCAAGAUGCUAUAUUAGCUAGUAGCUCUGUGGAAGUGGGCAUGACUGAGGAUGUUUUCCCCCUUUAAUAUCUUUUUUUAAUUCUUAUAAUUCCUUGCAGGUUUUUUUUUUUUUUUUUUUUUUUUUGGAGCAAGUUUAAAUAUGUUGUACAUUUUUCUUUUCAUCUCAGUUGUAUUUUUCCCGUCUUUGACUUGGAAGAGUGCUGGAAAUGUUGCUGUCCAUAUAGCAAGCUGCUAUCCUGUUCUUUCUUUUGUACAUGUAGAAAAUAAAGUUUGCCAUUUUUACA